Molecule: messenger RNA, 1779 nt
Organism: Myotis lucifugus (little brown bat)
Lineage: Eukaryota; Metazoa; Chordata; Mammalia; Chiroptera; Vespertilionidae
Gene: SYT4
Product: synaptotagmin 4
Exons: 4
Coding region: 209-1432 (407 amino acids)
Biological process (GO): cellular response to calcium ion; calcium-ion regulated exocytosis; vesicle fusion
Cellular component (GO): membrane; synapse; axon
Molecular function (GO): phosphatidylserine binding; clathrin binding; calcium ion binding
Source: RefSeq, a predicted model, not a curated record
AGAAGAACCUAAACAGGAACAGGGGCGGCAAAUCACUGAGCGAGGGCGAGUGGACCUCCCUCUCUGCCUCCUCCCCGUUCCAGCCGUAGGUCCCCGGGCGCCGCUCUGUUGUUUUCAGCAUUAGGCAGAGCCUGCGCCUCAAGUCAGGCAAGCGAACCGAGCUAGAGAGUUUCCCGUUCAGCACCUCGGACAGAGCACGCAGCAAAAAAUGGCUCCGAUCGCUACCAGCAGGGAAGAAUUUGUCUCUUUGUUUGCAUGGAUCUGCUGUCAGAGAAAAUCAUCCAAGUCUAACAAGACUCCUCCGUAUAAGUUUGUGCAUGUGCUAAAGGGGGUUGAUAUUUACCCUGAAAACCUAAGUAGCAAAAAGAAGUUUGGAGCUGACGACAAAAACGAAGUAAAGAAUAAACUGGCUGUGCCAAAGAAUUCAUUGCAUCUUGACCUGGAGAAGAGAGAUCUCAAUGGCAACUUUCCCAAAACAAACCUCAAAGGUGGCAGCCCUCCUGAUUUGGAGAACGUGACCCCAAAGCUCCUUUCAGAAGGGGAAAAAGAGGGGGUUUCCCCCGAUAGCUUAAAGUCCAGCACUUCCCUUAGCUCAGAAGAGAAACAAGAGAAGCUGGGAACCCUCUUCUUCUCCUUAGAGUACAACUUUGAGAAGAAAACAUUUGUGGUCAAUAUCAAGGAAGCACGUGGCUUGCCAGCCAUGGACGAGCAGUCGAUGACCUCUGACCCAUACAUCAAAAUGACCAUCCUUCCAGAGAAGAAGCAUAAAGUGAAAACCAGAGUUCUCAGGAAGACCUUGGACCCAGCUUUUGAUGAGACCUUCACCUUCUAUGGGAUCCCCUACACCCAGAUCCAAGAGUUGGCCUUGCACUUCACAAUUCUGAGUUUUGACAGGUUUUCAAGAGAUGAUAUCAUUGGAGAGGUCCUUAUUCCUCUGGCAGGAAUUGAAUUGUCUGAUGGAAAAAUAUUAAUGAACAGAGAGAUUAUCAAGAGAAAUGUUAGGAAGUCUUCAGGACGGGGUGAAUUGCUGAUCUCACUCUGCUAUCAGUCCACCACCAACACUCUCACUGUGGUUGUUCUAAAAGCUCGACACUUGCCUAAAUCCGAUGUGUCUGGACUUUCAGACCCCUACGUCAAAGUGAACCUGUACCAUGCCAAAAAGAGAAUCUCCAAAAAGAAGACUCAUGUGAAGAAGUGCACCCCCAAUGCUGUGUUCAACGAACUGUUUGUCUUUGAUAUUCCUUGUGAGGGUCUUGAAGAGAUCAGUGUUGAAUUUCUGGUUUUGGAUUCCGAAAGGGGGUCCCGCAACGAGGUGAUCGGGAGGCUGGUCCUGGAAGCGGCUGCGGAAGGAACCGGUGGAGAGCACUGGAAGGAGAUCUGUGACUAUCCAAGGAGACAGAUCGCCAAGUGGCACAUGCUCUGUGAUGGUUAGCAUCCUGGCCGUGCGUUGGGACUUAACGAUUUUUACUAGGCAAGGGAUGAUUUUCUUUCUUUCUGAUAUAUAAUUGCAAGCUUGUGACAGCAAGCUCCCUUUUUUGUUGUUGUUGUUAGAAAUGAAUUGAAUUAGCAAACCAGGAAAUAACUGUAAAUUAUCAUGAUAAAUUUCCCCUUUCCUAGAGACAUUGGAUAAAUUUUCAUAAGCUUGUUUAAUCCCCUCUGCAGGUCACCAGGGAUAUAAAUAAGAGUAGUCAAGCAUUUGAUGAAUACAGCAGUACAGUCCCAGGUUAUGGUGGGCUCUAGGAGGUCAUGAUAUCAUUGGAGCAUGUCACUGGGAGUCAA